UCGACAGACAGUCCUUCUGCCACUCAACGCCCGUUCAGACGCACUUGAGUAGUUUAGCGUUCAGUAGUUUCAUAGUAUAUUUGCCAGCACAGUAGAAAGUACUUGAAGCUUCCGCAAAAAUAGUAUUUUACACAGAUCCACCUGUUUGUGCAGCUCGAACGUGCCAAAAAUCCAGUUCAUUACGCCGUCACGCCCACCCGUUAGAACGGGCAGUUAGCCACCACCUACGCGAGAUCACAUCAUCAUCACACCGCACACAUCGAAGCGUUGGCGCGUGGUCAAUAACCUGAGCCGUUUUUCCCACGCGGUUCACCGGACGGAAGACGAGUAGAGACCUACAUCGACUACGACAACAACAAAAACAACGACGACGACGGCAUAACAAUAAUUGCUGUUGCGCAAUUGCCGCGAUAUCCGUCUCGUUUCGCGAUACAGAUAAGUACACAUCGUCUCCACAGCCACACGGACCGGUCCGAAUAACGAAUUUUCCGGAAAAUUCUCUGCGCGACAUUGCUAUACUGAGCUUAAUCUUGCCGCGGUACGGCGAUUAGCUAUCGCGUGCAUUUCUGUGCUUAUUGCUGAACGAGAUCGGCGAGCCAUUGAUACACCGCUGUUUCGAUCGGGCACUUAGACCCCGGGAAUUCGUGGACCGCUUGAUAUAGGUAGUGCCUGUCGCCGGGGCAUAAGCCGUACGUGACCGCUUCUAAUCGAUACAGCGUGGGAUUCCGCGACGCGGUCGCCGUUUUCUCUUUCGCCCGCGCCGAAUCGGGUAACUGCGGCACCACCCCGCGAUCGACCGGUUGAGCAACAGUCGUCCCGCCCACACCACCCGUGAUUACGCAACGCCGCGACGUUGAACCCCCCCUCACUAUCACCGCUGUAUCCCACUGCGUAUCCUACUCAGCUCUGAUCCGAACAUGUGCAUACCCACCAAAACCAGUGGCGCGCCAGCCGUCCCGCCCGCAGAAUACUUCAGAGCGACGCAAGCCGUACAACGUCAUCCGCCGCUAGGACGUAACCGCGAGGAACGCUUGCAACAGCGACGCUUAGAGGAUCCGUCACUGACUUCGACAUCGACAUCGACAUCGGAAGCCGACAACGACGACGGCGACUACGACGACGAAGACAACGCCAAGUUCGAAGACGCGACCGAACGUGCACUGCAGACCACCGCGUACUGCACUUGCCAAGAGUUUCAUUCGGCCCGGGCGUUGGAAAGAGAGCGCGAGACCGCCACCGCCAAAGAUAUGGUGAUAAUCUUCCGCGUGUUGGUCGCGCUGGCCGUCGUCAUCCUGGCCACCAAGCUCAUCUCGGACAUGGUGUUCUCGACCGGCGCGUCCGCUUUCGAGGUGGACGUACACGACCAUGCGCAGUUCAAGUGCAACGUCAAAAGACAGUUGCCACCGAUCGAGCAGGGCGACACCGUGAUCGACAGCAUAUUUCAGAUUCCCAUCAACACGCUUAGCGCCGUCGGGACGUUAAUUAAGAACGUCCGGCCUCUGGUGCGCAGGACCCGCGAACGUUUCCAGCAGUAUUACGGCACGGCCCCGCGACAACACAGGAGCGUUCAGCAGAACAACUACAGGACCGUUCAGCAGAACAAUUACAGCGACGGUCCAGAGUACUAUCCAAUUGGCCAGUAUUCACCCCAAGUACAACAAAAUCCGGGAAAAUAUCGUACAGUAUAUUAUAUGACAGCGCCAACAAAGCCGACCAUUAGGGCCACAGAGUUCGGAAAAGAACCGUUUAAAUUCGAAUAAAAAAACUUACUUUUUCUAAUAUUUCCUACGAUUCGAAUACUACGAAAAAUCUUAUUGCGAAUCGAUUUUUAGAAACGAUAGUCUUCGAUAUUUUUUUCGCACAAAUCACUGAUUUAAUUAUAAUGCAGAUAUUACGUACACUUUGUUUUCCUCCUUCUGAAAAAUGCAAAUACGACAUUUUAUGGUAGCUAAACCUCAACUUAAUUGCAUGUUGUAAUGUGUCACGAUAAGUAUAAUAUAUGCAAUAUUAUAUCGUUUACGUAAAAUCACAUUAAGUACCUAUUUAAUAAGUUUGUUUUUGUUUAUUUUUUUUUUUUAACAAUCUUCUAAGACGAUAUUGAUAAGUUAAUUAUACUUUAGACAGGUUACGAAUUGUUACUCCGUUUCUAAAUGAUCUACUGAUUUACUAGUUACUAGUAACUUCGUUCUACGUAACUUACUAGUUAUCUUCGUAUACACACACAAAAAAAAAAAUAGAUCGUCUAUAAGAACAAUAUAAAUUUUAUUUUCUCCUCCCUGUGUAAUUUACAAAAUUAUCAUAAUUCGUAAAUUUAAUACCCCAAGUUAUAUACAAUUAAACGCGUUUAUAUUUAUUGAUAAUUAGUCAGGUAUUACUCAUAUAUCUGAAGUUAAUAAUAUAAUACAAUAAUUAAUAAAACGAACACAAUAGUGUAUUAUUAUGUAAUAGUAUUUCUACAUAUUCGAGUUUAGUAUAUUUGCAGUAUAAUUUCACUGAUAAAAUAUCAACAAAAUAAAAUAAUUAAUUUUAAAAAACAGUCACACUAUUCAAUCAUUAUAAUCUUAAAAUGAUACAAUUUUGAUCAGUGGUUAAAUUUUCUCAAAAAUAAAUACCUAUUACCUAUUCAAAAAAAUAUAAAUUUUGUUUUCUCUUGCCAUUGAAAUUUACAAAAAUUAGCUAUGUUCAUCAAUUUAACAGUUCUGGAUGUAGUUCGUACAGUUCGUAUAGUAUUUAAUAUUAACUAUUCAUAAAUCAUAAGUAGGCCUGAGGACUAAAGUAAAAAAAAAAAAAAUAAUAUUAGUUUUGGAAAUCAAAGUUACAUUUAAAAAAAAUGAUUUGUACUUAAAUAAUUAAAUAUUUAAAAAUAUGCAAAAUAAAAAAUCCAACUAAGUCUUUACACAUUACAAAACGUCAGCAAUUUCUAAUUAAAGUUAUUCUCGGUGAAUUUUAAAAGAAUAUAAAUUCGCAUAAAAAUCUGGACUCUAAAUUAUAAAUUAUAAUUCCAUGAUUAUUUAUAUCUAGUACUCGUAUUUUACAACAAUUAAAACACAUUAAAUAACAAAAAAAAUAAAAAAUAAAUACCAUAUUUAAUAAUAAUAAAAACAUGACUAAAAAUAAACUUAAAUUAUAAAAUGAAAUGAGCACUAUUUAUAUCUAUUAUCAAAAUUUUCUAAAUAUAUACCUAUAUGCUCUUAAUAAUUAUUUAACAUACUCAAAAAUGCAUUUAUAUGCAAGAAAAUAUGCAAAAUAAAAUUUUAAACACAACCUCUGUGUACUAUGAAACAAAUACAUCACUCAAGUAUGAACAAUUAUGAAAAAUCUAUUGAAGUCCUCAGCUCUACUCAUAAGUCAUAAGUUUAUAACAUAAUACAAUUAAUUGAUUAAUUUAAGUAAUAUAUAACUAAAUCUAGUCGUUCGUUUACAAUAGCAUAAUGUAGUUAGAAAAAAUAGGCGUGCGUGGACUUUUAGUUCAAGGGGUGUCCAUUGUAAACGUUCAAAAUAUUUUUUGUUUUAUAUAUUGUAAUAAUGCCACAAAUGACAAACGAAAUCCAAUAGAAAUAAAACUUCUGAAUUCAUAAAUUAUUUCAUUAAAAUUUAAAUAACAUUCUAGUUCUUAUUCUAUAAAGUAUCUAACCCAUCUUGACUACUAGUACAUAGUUGGUUUUCUUAUUUUAAUAUGUUCGAUUCGGACAAUACCUUUUCAACCUAACUUGUGACUGGUACUACGUGAAACAUUUUCAAUGUUAGAUAUGUUAUGAUAUGUACUUACGUACUAAUAUGUAAGUAUUGUUAAACAUGUCUAACCUUCCAUGUUCACUUAAACAGUCUAACAACUCAUACAUAGAUUCGCUGAAUGUACGAUUUGAUACAUUAAGAAUAUUUAUUUCGGCCUUUCAGCCUUGAUUUCGCUAUUUAAUAUGAUGAAUAAUUUAGAAAAAAUAUUUUGAGAACAAUAAUUUAAUUUUAAUAUCAAUAAACUUCUUACAUCAUUGAUUAACAAUAAACUAUCUUGCUUGGGCACGAUUGGGACUUUUAAAAAUGUUAAUAUAGUAUAAAUUAUCAUGAUAAAUAUUAAAUACAAUAAUUUUGGCUUUUGAUGAAUGGUCAACAAUACUCGGGCACCCUCGGCAUCCCUAUGCACACGCCUAUUAUAAUAUAAGGUUUUAUAAUAAUUAAAUAUUAAUGAAUAAAAAGAAAUCUUAAAUGAUUGGUCGCAAAUGCAAACAUAAUAAUAUAAGGUAUAUAAGGUGUUAAAUGUGGCUUCGGAUGGAUGAUCGAGGGUGCUUAGGCACCCUCGACACCCCUAUGCACACACCUAUUAUAAAUUAUAAUAAUAUAAGGUGUUAUAAAAAUUAAGUAUUAGUCAAUAAAAAAUACUACUUAAACGAUUGGUCGCAAACAAAAUCUUCCAAUAAAACAUAAAUAAACACUAUUUACCUAGUUGGAAAAAAAUACAUUUUUAUCAUAUAAACCUAUGGUUUCAUCAAUUUCUAAUUGCUAAUAUUACAAAUAUUAAGUAACCAUUAAAUGCAGAAGCAUAAAAAAUGAAGUUAUUACAUACUUAUUAAUAAAAAAAAAAAAAAAAAAAUACAAUUUAAAAUUAAUAAAUAUAACUAUAGUUAAACAUAAUAUUAUAUAAUAAUAUAUUUAAAAAUUAUAAAAUUAAAUAUGCAUGUUACUUCUUAAAUAUUAUAUUAGCCAUUUGAUAUUAAUCGUUACAUCUAAAAAAUUUAAUUUAAUUAAAAACUGUUAUUUACUUAGAUAAUUCCAAUUGUCCAACAGUACAAUUGUUUAGUUCAUAACAAUAUAAACUAUAGGAUACAUUUUUUUCAGUUUCCUUUACUUAAUAUUAUAUUAAUAUUUAUAAAUUGUUAAAAUAUUAUCCAUUCUAUACAUUUUAUUCGAUGUUUUUAAAUAUAUUUAAAUAUUAUGACAUUAUAUUGUUCAUAUAUAAGAAAAUAUUAAGCAUAUAAUAGCAACAAAACCAUGAUCUACAAAAUUAUGGUGUUUAUCAUUUCAUCCGAAAAAGUUAGGUUUUCAUUUCAGCCAUGAUUAUCGACAUAAUUUUAAUUUAAUCGAAAUACCAAAAGAACUAUGCAUUUAUCGCAACGACCAAGAAAAUACAUUUUGACAUUUAUCGUUUUGGCCAAGAUAAAAAUUUAACCAAUAUCAUAAUCCAUUAAGUAUUACACCAAUAUAACAAUACAAAAUCCAUUUCACAUUAAUACAUUAUCUAUAUAAACCUAGGUAUACAAUUAUCAAUUUCAUAUUUAAUUUAUAUCACAAUCAUACAAUUGAAUAAAUGACUAAACGAAUAAAAAUAUAUCGACAAUUAAAUAUUAAGAUUGCCAUCAUAAAGAAUAAAAAUGUAAUAAUUAGCAAAUUUUCUAUGUAACUUAAUAAAUAAAUAAGUACUCAUAUGAAUAUGUUCCAUUUACAAUUUUACAGUAAAUUUAAUAUAAUAUAAAUAGAUAUUACCUAGACCAUGGGUGUCAAACCUUAUUUGAGUCAAGUACCAAAUUUUUCUAAUCAAUAUUUAAAAAAAAAAUUCAUCAAUCAAUAUUAAUAAAAAAAUAGUUGAAAACGUAAUAUCAGGCAGCUCCAAACAUAAAGGUCGUAAGCGUUAAUUGUAAAUAUGUUCAGAAAAUAACAAAUUUUGUAAAAAAAAUUGUAUAAUUCAUUCAGUUUUUACUAUCAAAUUUUCAUUUUAUGAACUCACGUUCAGUAAAUAAAAUAUUUAAUGGAACAUAAUAUUAAUAAUAUUCACAAUUAUAAAAUAUCAAUUACUAUAAAGAUAAAAAUUAAUGAGAAAUUAUCAAUUAAAACAAAACAUUGGUCACUCACUCUGUAAAACAAAACUUAACUGUGAAUUUCUUUUUAAUUCUAGUUGUCAUUAUUAAACUUACAAUAAAAUAAAAGUAAAUGAAGUUAUUAAAAUAAAAUAAAAACAUGAAAACAUUGGCUUCAAUUAUAAUGAAAAAUAAUACAUUUUAUAAAAACAAAAAAAUGUUUUAAAUAGCAUUACAGCACUAGCACUUACAGCAUAAAUUAAAAAAAUAUAUAUAUGACGAUCAGUAUACCAUAUAAAAGCACACCUGCUAAUCAUUUUCUUACAUAAAAUUAAAAAAAAAAAAAAUUAAAUCUAUAAUAUAAAAUCGUACAGUUGACAAUAAACUAAACAAACUAAUAACAUUCAAUUUUAAAUUUAAAAAAAAAAACACAAGUCAAUAAGAAAAUAAUUUUAAGAUCAAAAUAAACAAAACAAAUUAUAUAUUAUAUCUUUAUUUUUGGCUGAAAUGAAAAAUAUGCUUAUUUAUUUUAAAUAAUAAUUUAGCUUAUUAAAAAUAAAACGUUAUUGAGUGUUUUUAUUAUAUUUGUAUGUGUGUGUGUGUAACUAUAAUCUAAAUUCUAUAAAGAUUAGAAUAAAAAUAAAAACUAAUAAUCAUAGCUAUUAGACGAAUAAAAAUUAAAAAAAAAAAAAUACAUGCUUAAAUAAAAUAUACCUAAGUAAUUGGUAAAAUGGCAAAGACAUCCGAAAUAAUGAUGGAGGGAUACAAAAUACAGCCACUACACAUAAUAUCUAACAGUUCUCAAACUUAUCGGGCUUAGUCCUUUGAAAAUUCACACCGUUUAUAUCAUCAUACCUAAAUUUAAAACAAAUAAUUCUUGAAAUAAACUUAAUACCUAUAAUAUAAUACAUGUAAAAAUCACGCAUAAUUAAUAUAAACGUAUUUUUCAUCAUUGAUCAACUAAACAACUCUUUUCCGUCAAAAACAAUAUAAUUAUGUAUAGGAGGUACCUAUAUAUAACCGGCACUUUAUAUUAUAAUAUAAUACAAAUAAAUAUUUUUAUCACCCCCUCCGUCGCAAAAUAUAUGCGGAUGUCAAUGCCCAAGAUAUACGGUAGUAGGACUAUAUUGUAGGUACUACCUAGUACCUGCACAAGACGUAUAGAAUCCCGGAUACUAUAUAGUGUAUCGGUAUAUAUAAUUUUAGUAAGUCGAACAUAUUACAAAAAAUAUUUAAAAAAAAAUAGUUAUAAUUCAACAGCUAGAUAAUUAAAUAAAUAUAUUAUUUAGAUAACAUUUUGUGUAAUUGUACUUGUAACUAAUGAAGAUAAACAUUGUAAACCAUCUCUCGAAUCUUAAACUUUCACGUGACAAUAUUAAAAAAACAAAAAUAGUACCGAAAUACUGCCAUCGAGUAUAGACAAUUUAAAAAUCUGUACGAUCGAAGGUAUUUAGAAAAAUACUUGCAUUCAACUCAAACUGUUACAACUCAAUUACUCAAAUUGUACUAGACUACCGCGGCCAUUAUAAAAAAUAUGUAUUUCUUUUUAACAACGAAACAAACUAUUGAAUUUAAAAACAAUAAUAAAAUAAUUUUUUUUACCUUAUCAUUUUUAGAUGUGUGCCGUGUUAGGUACACGUUCUAAAUAAAUUUUAAAAUUUUCUUACGAAUUUCGAGUUGACACGGUAAAUCGUAGUAACACGUGUCUCGAAUUGCAUGUUAGUCUAUUGUUACAUGUUCACGGAACACUGUACCAUAAGGCUGGGCACCCUAUUUCUCUUCAAAAAUAAAUCGUUGAAAAUUUCAAGAACUCGUUAGUUUAAAAAAAAAAAACACUCACAUCAAUUAUCCCCGCGAGUGCCCGAAACAGGCCGUAGAUUUUCUAUAGUUGUAUACCGCAUCAUCGGACACGGGUCUUCCGCUGGCAUGUAGUUGGAGACGCGUGCUAAAUCUAUAUUUUCAAAAUAGAAUAUUAUAAUAUUAAAUAUAACUACGUAAUCUCAUAUUAUCAAAUUUCGAAUUAAAAUUCGUCUGUAUUCUGUAAAAUAUUAUACAAACGUUACCUGUGAACCAAUAUUUACGUUCAAAGUACCUUCCUAAAACUUUGAACAAGCUCACUAAUUAUACAACAAAGCUCUGAUUUUAAUUAAAUUUUGUUUUUAUUGUAUUUAAGUGAUCUACAGUGAUUUUUUUUUUUAUCAAGGUUUACGCAACAAUUUAUUAUUUUAUAUCUAAUUAUUAUUGAACAUUAACAUGGUUACCAUUUACCUAAAUAUUAUAUAAAUUACAAUAUUAUGUGGCCGUGGCGUUCGUUAAAAUAAUAACUAUUAUUAUAAUCAAUGUUAAUGUCACAAUUAUUAUCAUGUGCUUACAAAUUAUAUUUACUGGUGAAGUGUAAUGAUCUUCAACUAUAAUUAUUAAUAUAUAUGUGUAUGUGUUUGUUUGAAAACAUGAA
Messenger RNA from Rhopalosiphum padi (bird cherry-oat aphid), 8244 nucleotides. RefSeq lists its product as uncharacterized. NCBI's taxonomy places the organism in Eukaryota, Metazoa, Arthropoda, Insecta, Hemiptera, Aphididae. The transcript has 3 exons. The coding region runs from base 918 to 1760 and encodes 280 amino acids. The record is from RefSeq and is a predicted model, not a curated record.